CCUUGUCUGUUCAACAGAGUCUGUUGGCAACACUUGUUAUAUGCACUUGUCAAUUUAGUAAUUAAUGUCAACAGAUUGGAUCUAGUGUCAAAUUAUUUAAUAUUUUUAAAAAUGUUAAAUACACUGCGUUCUGUAUGCCAUGGAGUGGGAAGAACACUAGGCCUAAGAACCCUUCAGACCACUUCAAGUUUGCAGCAUGACAGCCUUUUUGUGCACAGGGAUAGCCCUGAAGAUAAUGUCGAUAUGAAAUUUGAAUUUACUCCUGAUAACAAAAAGAGAGUAGAAGCUCUACUAGCAAUUUAUCCAGAAGGACACAAGAGAGCAGCAAUGAUUCCCUUACUUGAUUUGGCUCAAAGGCAACAUGGCUGGUUGCCUAUCUCAGCUAUGCAUACGGUUGCUGACAUUUUAAAACUUCCUAAAAUGAGAGUUUAUGAAGUGGCCACCUUUUACACCAUGUUUAUGAGGAAACCAACUGGUAAAUACCAUUUGCAAAUUUGCACAACAACCCCAUGUUGGCUAAGAGGAUCCGAUGAAAUUCUUGAAAAAAUUAAACAAGAUUUAGGUUUGGAAGUUGGAGGCACCACUGCCGAUGGCAUGUUUACUUUGUCUGAAGUUGAAUGUCUGGGAGCCUGUGUUAAUGCUCCCAUGGUUCAAAUUAAUGACGAUUAUUAUGAAGAUUUAACUGUUCAAGAUACAGAAAAUAUUUUAAAUGAUUUAAAAUGUGGUAAUAAACCGCAAGCUGGUCCAAGAAAUGGAAGAUUUGCAGCUGAACCUAUUGGGCCACCAACUUCUUUAAAAGGAGAUCCACCAGGUCCUGGUUUUGGCGUUAGAGCUGAUUUGUAAAUUCUGUAAAGUUAUUUUAAAGAAACAGUUUUUAAAAUAUAUUAAAUUUAAGUCAA
Molecule: messenger RNA, 899 nt
Organism: Brassicogethes aeneus
Lineage: Eukaryota; Metazoa; Arthropoda; Insecta; Coleoptera; Nitidulidae
Source: the annotation of a GenBank genome assembly